AUGGAACCCUUUCAGGAUCUGUAUGAGACCCCUGGGGACAGGUUGGAUGCCUUCAUAGAGCAGAACCUUCAGCCCCAGAGGGACUGGAAGAAGCAAGUGAAGGAUGUUGUGCAGAGAAUCGUGCAGUUCUUGCAGAAUCAGUGCUUCCAUGAUAAACUGCAUUGGGAUCAAGUCAAGGUGCUGAAGGGCGGCUCCUCAGGCAAGGGGACAAUGCUGAACUACAGCUCCGACUUGGACCUGGUUCUGUUCCUGAGCUGUUUCUCCAGCUUCCAAGACCAGGCACAGCUCCAAGGAUGCAUCAUCAGAUUCAUCGAGGCGAAACUUGUUUACUGCAGCGAGAGCCUGGCCUACAACAUCACUGUGGUCCAGCACAGAGAGAGGGCCAAGUCCCCUCGCUCCCUGUCCUUCUGGAUCCAGUCCAGGAAGAGCAGUGAAGCCUUUCGGGUGAACGUGCUCCCAGCUUUUGAUGCUUUGGGACACUUUUGCCCAGACUCUAAACCAGCACCAGAAAUCUAUGAAAAUUUAAUAACCAACACCAGCCGCCCUGGGGAGUUCUGGCCAAGCUUCACAGAGUUGCAGAGGCACUUUGUGAAAAGCUGCCCUACUAAAUUGAAGAGCCUUCUGCGGCUGGUGAAGCAUUGGUACAUGCAGAACUUGAAACGUAAAUAUCGACGAGAAGCAUUGCCCCCAAAAUAUGCCCUGGAACUACUGACUAUUUUUGCCUGGGAGAUGGGUACAGACAAAAGUGAGAACUUCAACAUGGAUGAAGGGUUUGUAGCUGUGAUGGAGCUCCUCAGAGAUUAUAAAGACAUCUGCAUAUAUUGGGCCAAGCUCUAUGAUUUCCAGAAUGAGAUUGUCAGAAACUUUAUCAAACAACAGUUGAAAGAGUACAGGCCCAUUAUCUUAGACCCAACUGACCCCACCAACAACCUGGGAAGAGAAAAAAGAUGGGACGUGGCGGCCCAAGAGGCUGUUUACUGCCUGCAGCAGGCCUGCCGCAGAACUGAAGACCCCCGCCAGGGCUGGCAUGUACAGCGAGCAAGGGACAUCCAGGUGACAGUAAAACGGACAGGGCAGGAGGCCUGGACACUCGCAGUGGACCCCUACUGGCCCAUCUGGAAGAUGGAGACAGAGAUGAAGAGGAGGUGUGCCCUCCAUGGGGAGCAGCGUCUCUCCUUCCAGGAGCCAGGAGGGCGGCGGCAACCACUCAGCAGCCAGCGGACUCUGGCGGAUUACAGGAUCUUCUCCAAAGUCAGCGUCCGGGUACUGGAGACCUUCCCUCCUGAGAUCCAGGUCUUCAUCGAGGACUGUGGUGGCCAGAACAGGCCUUACGCCAUUGACCCUGAUGCCUCCAUCUAUGACUUGAAAGAAAAGAUUGAAGAAGCUGGAGGACCUCGGGUGGAGUAUCAGAUACUAGAGUUCCAGGAUCGGGAACUGUGGGAUCAUCGCAGACUGGCAGACCUGCAGAUCAAAGACUGUGACACCAUCAUGCUCAUCAGGAGAAGCUGA
Molecule: messenger RNA, 1509 nt
Organism: Cynocephalus volans (Philippine flying lemur)
Lineage: Eukaryota; Metazoa; Chordata; Mammalia; Dermoptera; Cynocephalidae
Product: 2'-5'-oligoadenylate synthase-like protein 2
Exons: 6
Coding region: 1-1509 (502 amino acids)
Biological process (GO): regulation of ribonuclease activity; negative regulation of viral genome replication; defense response to virus
Cellular component (GO): membrane; nucleoplasm; cytosol
Molecular function (GO): protein binding; double-stranded RNA binding; 2'-5'-oligoadenylate synthetase activity
Source: RefSeq, a predicted model, not a curated record